UUGGCCAGCAGAGGGGUAUAUAAGCCCCCGGUGAUGUUUGUAUGAUGCGGCUUCACACAACCUUCUCCUUCUUCAUCAGCCAAACCUCCACUCACACCGUCUAAAGAUGGCACCAAAGAAGGCAAAGAGGAGGCAGGCAGCAGGAGACAGCGGUUCUUCCAAUGUGUUCUCCAUGUUUGAGCAGAGCCAGAUUCAGGAGUACAAAGAGGCGUUCACAAUCAUUGACCAGAACAGAGACGGUAUCAUCAGCAAAGAUGAUUUGAGGGACGUUUUGGCCUCAAUGGGUCAGAUGAACACCAAACCUGAGGAGCUGGACGCCAUGAUCAAGGAGGCCAGCGGCCCCAUCAAUUUCACCGUCUUCCUCACCAUGUUCGGAGAGAAGCUGAAGGGUGCUGACCCCGAGGACGUUAUUAUCACUGCCUUCAAGGUUCUGGACCCCGAGGGUACCGGAAGCAUUAAGAAGGAAUUCCUUGAGGAGCUCCUGACCACCCAGUGCGACAGGUUCACCAAGGAUGAGAUUAAGAACAUGUGGUCCGCCUUCCCCCCAGAUGUUGCUGGCAACGUAGACUACAAGAAUAUCUGCUAUGUCAUCACACACGGAGAGGAGAAGGAGGAGUAAAUAGAACGCAAGAAGCCCAAGAAAAUACAGCAAUCCCUAUGCUAUUCUGCCUCCCUUUCCUCCUAACCAUCCCUUUGUGUUAACCCAUGUGCUCAGCCGCUCAAGACUUGUCACACUGACACAUGAGAGUGCUGACGCACAUGGGGUGUCUGUGUCUGCUUAUGGGGAAAGGGGGUGAUUUCCAAUAAAAGAUUAUUCUUUAACAUCAUUUCCAUCCACAAGCUUUUCUCAAUAAUCUUUCCUUGCAACCAUCUUCUGUCUUCUCACCUCCACAUCUCUGUCUGCCCCGUCACUUCUGCCUCUGAGGUGUUUGUGGUAAUAAGAUGUGUCCCUAUCCUUCCUGCAGUAUCUGUGAAGAAGACAGGCUUACUACUGGGAUAAGGCACACACUAAAUAUGGGGACCUCAUUCCAAAUUUUGAAGAUGUCCUCUGGGGUGGAAAAGGUGAGAAGAGGGAGAACAUAAGCAGUUUAGGAAGGGGGAAAAGUUGCGUCCUUAAAGUGACAACAACUUUUUCCUUGGAAAGUGAAAAAAA
This is a messenger RNA of Notothenia coriiceps (black rockcod), 1153 nucleotides long. Its product is annotated as myosin regulatory light chain 2, skeletal muscle isoform. Lineage: Eukaryota; Metazoa; Chordata; Actinopteri; Perciformes; Nototheniidae. The record is from RefSeq and is a predicted model, not a curated record. The coding region runs from base 107 to 619 and encodes 170 amino acids. Gene Ontology annotation, molecular function: calcium ion binding. The transcript is spliced from 7 exons.